AGGCGUCGGCGGCGGCGGCGGCGGUGGAGUUGGCGGCAGUAGCAGCGGCGGCGGCGGCGGUUGUGCGAGCAGUGUGGGCUUCGACCCCGGGUCAGUAGGGCCCUUCGGGGGCGGCACCCCACUCUCCAUGCUCCAGCUGCCGCCCUCCGCCCACUCGGAGCUCAACGCCCACCUGAACUCGGGCGGGUCGUCGGGCGCGAGCUUCACCCUGGACGGCGGCUGCGCCAGCGACGCCGGCGAGGGCGCGGAGCACGUGGAGGGCGAGGUGGGCUGGGUAUGCAAGUCGUGCCGCCUCGUGUUCCCGUCGCCCGCCCUCCUGGCGGCCCACCAGCGCGCCCUCGACCACACCCGCGGCGUCCUGAGACUGACGCAGCUGCUGUACGCGUGCACCGCCUGCCGCCACCACGCCGCCACGCAGGCUGAAUACCGCCGCCACCUGGAGGGGGAGCAGCACCGCUCUGCUGCCGCCACCUCCACAGGCGCUGCGGUGGAGGACGCCGAGGUGGCGGCGGUGGUGCGGCAGAUCACGGCCCUGGCCCAGGCGGCGCACCCGGGCACGGACACCAACGCCAACAUCAACAAGGACAGCGCCGCGUCGACGCCCGGGCCGCAGCCGGCCCCGAGCCAGUAG
Messenger RNA from Penaeus chinensis, 631 nucleotides. RefSeq lists its product as uncharacterized. The transcript has a single exon. The record is from RefSeq and is a predicted model, not a curated record. NCBI's taxonomy places the organism in Eukaryota, Metazoa, Arthropoda, Malacostraca, Decapoda, Penaeidae. Bases 128 to 631 code for a protein of 167 amino acids.